AUGAUGGGGGCGGCGGACAAGGCCGAACUAGGGUUCGAGGAGGAGGAUGAUAUGGCGGCCGACACGCCGCCGCCGGCCAGGAAGAUGCAGUCGCUCGAUUUCGAGCACAUCGGCUCGCUCGCGGCGGUGGCGGAGUCGCUCUCGCCCCGGAGCAAGUGGCGGAUGGCGCUCAGGAGCAUACGCAUCGUCAUCUUCCAGGCCAAGAUCAAUGUGCUCCUGCCCUUCGGGCCCCUCGCCAUCACGCUUCACUACCUCUCCGGGAACCACCAAGGAUGGGUUUUCCUUUUCAGCUUAGUUGGUAUCACACCCUUGGCCGAGAGAUUGGGAUAUGCAACUGAGCAACUUGCUUGCUACACUGGCCCAACAAUUGGGGGGCUUCUAAAUGCUACUUUUGGAAAUGCGACAGAGAUGAUUAUCUCGAUAUAUGCUCUGAAAAACGGAAUGAUUCGUGUCGUACAGCAGUCACUACUAGGCUCUAUAUUAUCAAACAUGCUGUUAGUUCUUGGGUGUGCUUUCUUUGCUGGUGGGCUUGCUCAUCCUAAUAGAGAUCAGGUCUUCAAUAAGGCAUCAGCUGUUGUGAACUCUGGGUUGUUGUUGAUGGCUGUCUUGGGUCUAAUGUUUCCAGCGGUGCUUCACUUUACACAUUCUGAAGCGCACUAUGGAAAAUCCGAAGUUUCUCUUUCAAGGUUUAGUAGCUGCAUAAUGCUUGUGGCUUAUGCUAGCUAUCUUUUUUUUCAACUCAAGAGCCAGCGCAGUCUGUACAGCCCAAUUGGCGAAGAAGAAGAAAGCACUGAGGAUGAGGAGGAUGAAAAGGAGAUAGCACAGGGGGAAGCUAUCUCCUGGCUUUUUGUAUUGACUAUUUGGAUUUCAAUUCUCUCUGGGUACCUGGUAGAUGCCAUACAGGGGGCCUCUGAAUCAUUAAAAAUGCCACUGGCCUUUAUUAGUGUUAUUCUGCUUCCUAUCGUGGGGAAUGCUGCUGAGCAUGCAAGCGCCAUUAUGUUUGCCAUGAAAAACAAACUUGACAUUACAUUGGGUGUCGCCAUAGGGUCGUCAACACAGAUAUCUAUGUUUGUGAUUCCAUUCUGUGUGGUAAUUGGCUGGAUGAUGGGGGAAGAGAUGGACUUGAACUUUCAAUUGUUUGAGACAGCAACUCUUUUUAUAACAGUACUUGUGGUGGCAUUUAUGCUACAGGAAGGCACGUCGAACUAUUUUAAAGGCUUUAUGCUCAUAUUAUGCUAUCUCAUAGUUGCCGCAAGCUUUUUUGUGCACGUUGAUCCCAAAUCACAGGUGACAACAAAUGACAAGUUCCCAACAGAACUGUGA
Molecule: messenger RNA, 1323 nt
Organism: Triticum turgidum subsp. durum (durum wheat)
Lineage: Eukaryota; Viridiplantae; Streptophyta; Magnoliopsida; Poales; Poaceae
Source: the annotation of a GenBank genome assembly